Molecule: messenger RNA, 2094 nt
Organism: Lingula anatina
Lineage: Eukaryota; Metazoa; Brachiopoda; Lingulata; Lingulida; Lingulidae
Product: N6-Methyl-AMP deaminase
Biological process (GO): inosine biosynthetic process; adenosine catabolic process
Molecular function (GO): adenosine deaminase activity
Source: RefSeq, a predicted model, not a curated record
ACAUGCGUUUAAAGGAAACUAUCCUUCGUAAGCAAAAGAGCGCUGAACAUGUCUUUGAACACAAAGUUGGAUGAAUUUUGUAGAAAAUUACCCAAAGUAGAAUUACAUGCUCAUCUGAAUGGGUCCAUCAGUGAAGCCACUCUAUCCAAGCUGAUAGAAAGGAAACUGAAGGACUUUCCAGAUGGGGUGGAAUUGGCUGUGGCUCAGAGAACAAUAAACAAAGGACAAAGGAGAACUUUAGAUGAGUGUUUUGCAAUGUUUAGGAUCAUUCACCCACUUACAGAUACAGCAGAGACAAUAUAUAUGGUGACCUGUGAUGUUAUAAGGGACUUUGCAGAAGAUAAUGUCAAAUACUUAGAACUGCGUAGCACUCCUAGACAUGUGCCCGCCACAGGAAUGACCAAAGAAACAUAUGUCAGAGCAAUACUUAAAGCUAUAGAAGACUGCAAAGAAUCUAUGGAUAUUAUUGUCAAAUUUAUGCUGGCAAUAGACAUGAGGAAUACCCUUGAAGGAGCUGACGAAACAGUGGAAUUAGCCAAUAAGCUCAAAGAUUGUUCUAAUGGUGUUGUGGUUGGAGUAGAUUUUAGUGGUGAUCCCAAGGCUGGUGAUGCACGGUCUUUUAUACCAGUUUUUCAGAAAGCUCAAAGUUAUGGCCUGAAAUUGGCACUUCAUUUGGCAGAGGUGCCUGAGAGAAAUGAAGAAACUCUUGAAGUAUUAAAGCUUAUUCCAGGCCGUGUUGGUCAUGGUACAUUUCUCCUGCCAGAAGAUGGAGGAAACCAGGAGUUGGUGGAUGUCAUGGUGCAGAACAAAAUUCCCCUAGAGUUGUGUCUUACUUCCAACAUCAAAGGCCAGACAGUGGCAGCGUAUGACAAUCAUCACUUCAAGAAAUGGUAUGACAUUGGUCAUCCUAUCUCUGUUUGUACUGACGACAAGGGGGUGUUCAGCACCACACUGUCAGAGGAGUAUAGCAUACUAGCACAGACAUUUGAGUUAAGUCAAGAAAAACUCUGGGACAUUUCCUACAAAUCUAUAGACCUCAUCUUUGCAGAUGAGAAAACUAAAGCUUAUCUAAGAGGUGUCUGGGAAAAGGAGAGAGAAAAUGUUUUCAAGCUUUCAUGAAUGUGGGAUUCAUUUGAAUUGCAAAGAAUCAAAAUAGUGUCAUUCACACUUAUCUUUAUGAAUGCUUACUUAAUAGAAUUGGGAAUGCAUUUCAGGUAUGAUAACUACAUGUAAACAUAAGAAUCUGCUGGUACAGUAGUGUACAAUAUGAGGAGUUAUAUGUCAUUGUUACCAGUCACUAGAGCUGACAAAUAGCCCCCGUCAGUGUUACGUACAUGUAUGUCAACCACGGCUGGUACAGGUAUGUCACCUCCAGGCCUCCGGUCAAUCCAUACGUAUACAAUAUCUAUCAAAACACGGACUAAAGAAGGGUGGAGGUGGGGCGGGGAGGGGCUGCUUCACUCUAGUAGUAGCAAGGAUCACACUUUUCUGAAAUCCACCGUGUUGUUUGUUCUUCACUGUUGCGAACUUGGACCUAACAAUUCUAAACGGAACUGGUAAAAUUAGCGGGGGAAAUGCUUUAGAAAUUUGCAGAAAAACUCGCUGCCUUCUACCUACAUGUUGGGUAAGAUGUCUGCGUCUGUAUGUACAGUGGGCAUUGUGUGUUAUAUAGCCGUGGGUUGGUCCUAAAGGGAAACUAACUUGAAGUCGGAUAUUAUUUUCCUAUCGUUAUUUAUGGACGGAAAAUGUAAAUAAUAACAUUUGCUUAGUUAAGGCGUCGUUCGUAAUAUAUUUGAAAUGAUACAGACCCAGUGUUGUGGAAACAGUGGAAAACAAUGAAAUGGCUACAUUUUUGAAAUUGUUAUCAAGCUUGGUCCUACAUUUCGUUUAUUGUUUUGCAUUUUCGGUAUCCUGUGCAUAAACUUGCGCUGAUAUUUUUAAAUGGAAAUGGACAACUUGAUAAAAUGAAUGUUAAAUUCUUCGGAAUUUUAAAUUUUUGGUCAUAAGUUGCAUUGAGAAUACUAUUUCAUGCACUGUUGCUACUACCACACUACUACUAUUAUUACUGUACUACUGGCAAUAAAGGAGAAAUGC